This is a messenger RNA of Symphalangus syndactylus (siamang), 3079 nucleotides long. It is a transcript of the gene PIAS1, whose product is annotated as protein inhibitor of activated STAT 1. The record is from RefSeq and is a predicted model, not a curated record. Gene Ontology annotation, molecular function: SUMO ligase activity; zinc ion binding; transcription coregulator activity. Gene Ontology annotation, cellular component: chromatin. Gene Ontology annotation, biological process: regulation of transcription by RNA polymerase II; protein sumoylation. Lineage: Eukaryota; Metazoa; Chordata; Mammalia; Primates; Hylobatidae.
UCGGCCGCGGAGACGGCGCCGCUGGUGCUGGGGGGGAUGGGUCCGACCCUGGGGGGCCGCUCGGGCCUGACUCCACCCGGGCCUGGAGUUGUAGGGAGAGAGGCGCGCCCGGUCUUAGCAGAGGGGGCCCGCCUGCGGCGGGCCGCGGGCCCCGGGUGCCUCGGGGGCGCUGACGGGUCGUCCCCGGCGUGUUAUUGUUGUGGGCGCCUCUGGCGGGGGUGGCGGGGGAAGAGAUAAGGAGUCGGGAGAUAGGGGCUGCAGCUGUCUCAUGGGCUCGGCUUUUUCACCUUCCAGUUAGCCUCCCCGCCCCCCAUGGGGAGCUGGGGCUGGGGGCAGGGUGCUCUUGUAGGGGGGAUUGGGAAAGCUCCCCGUGGCCGCUUCCUCUUCCUCCUUUGCAGUCCCGGGCUCCUGUCAGGCGCUCUUCUCAGACCACCGGGAACUUGGCUCCGGCCGCCCCGCCCCUCCGUGGAUCCCUGUAGCCCCCGCCCCGGACUCGGCUUUCCCCCGCUGCUCGCUUGUCAGGAAGCGCCUGGGGUGCCCAGCUUGUGGGAAGCGCGAUCCCGGGGCAAUAGGGUGGGGAUCUGGGGGAGAAGCUCUGGUAAAGUUUAGCGAGCCCCGGGCCGGCGUUGGGGUUCGGCUGAGAGGUAGCGGGGGGGGAGUCAGCCUGGGCGGGACGUUACUCUUUCUCUCUGAUUCCGGGCAGCCGAGGGGAGAAACCCCCUCGAAGAGUGUGUCUUUGGAAGCAGUGUUGGGAGGGGGGGAUGCAGCUGCCACUCUCCCUUCUCUUGCCUUGGCUGGGGUGGAGGGUGAGAGGAGCCUUUGGGGGUCUCUGCACACACCAUGAUGGCGAUGCUGUAGCUGAUGGAGAACAACCAAAUGCCAGAUUUGAUUCUGUAGAGUUUUUCCUGUGGAAUAUCCUCACCGAAAGAGCUUUUCUCCUAGUAACUUCACAAUGUUUACACUCCAAGAUUCGUACAUUAAGCAAAUGGUUAUGAGCCUUAGAGUUUCUGAACUCCAAGUACUGUUGGGCUACGCUGGGAGAAACAAGCACGGACGCAAACACGAACUUCUCACAAAAGCCCUGCAUUUGCUAAAGGCUGGCUGUAGUCCUGCUGUACAAAUGAAAAUUAAGGAACUCUAUAGGCGGCGGUUCCCGCAGAAAAUCAUGACGCCUGCAGACUUGUCCAUCCCCAACGUACAUUCAAGUCCUAUGCCAGCAACUUUGUCUCCAUCUACCAUUCCACAACUCACUUACGAUGGUCACCCUGCAUCAUCGCCAUUACUCCCUGUUUCUCUUCUGGGACCUAAACAUGAACUGGAACUCCCACAUCUUACAUCAGCUCUUCACCCAGUCCAUCCGGAUAUAAAACUUCAAAAAUUACCAUUUUAUGAUUUACUGGAUGAACUGAUAAAACCCACCAGUCUAGCAUCAGACAACAGUCAGCGCUUUCGAGAAACCUGUUUUGCAUUUGCCUUGACACCACAACAAGUGCAGCAAAUCAGUAGUUCCAUGGAUAUUUCUGGGACCAAAUGUGACUUCACAGUACAGGUCCAGUUAAGAUUUUGUUUAUCAGAAACCAGUUGUCCACAAGAAGAUCACUUCCCACCCAAUCUUUGUGUGAAAGUGAAUACAAAACCUUGCAGCCUUCCAGGUUACCUUCCACCUACAAAAAAUGGCGUGGAACCAAAGCGACCCAGCCGACCAAUUAAUAUCACCUCACUUGUCCGACUGUCCACAACAGUACCAAACACGAUUGUUGUUUCUUGGACUGCAGAAAUUGGAAGAAACUAUUCCAUGGCAGUGUAUCUUGUAAAACAGUUGUCCUCAACAGUUCUUCUUCAGAGGUUACGAGCAAAGGGAAUAAGGAAUCCGGAUCAUUCUAGAGCUUUAAUUAAAGAGAAGUUGACUGCGGAUCCAGACAGUGAAAUAGCUACAACCAGCCUAAGGGUUUCUCUACUAUGUCCACUUGGUAAAAUGCGGCUGACAAUUCCGUGUCGAGCCCUUACAUGUUCUCAUCUACAAUGUUUUGACGCAACUCUUUACAUUCAGAUGAAUGAGAAAAAACCGACCUGGGUUUGUCCUGUCUGUGAUAAGAAGGCUCCAUAUGAACACCUUAUUAUUGAUGGCUUGUUUAUGGAAAUCCUAAAGUACUGUACAGACUGUGAUGAAAUACAAUUUAAGGAGGAUGGCACUUGGGCACCGAUGAGAUCGAAAAAGGAAGUACAAGAGGUUUCUGCCUCUUACAAUGGAGUCGACGGAUGCUUGAGCUCCACAUUGGAGCAUCAGGUAGCAUCUCACCACCAGUCCUCAAAUAAAAACAAGAAAGUAGAAGUGAUUGACCUAACCAUAGACAGUUCAUCUGAUGAAGAGGAAGAAGAGCCAUCUGCCAAGAGGACCUGUCCUUCUCUAUCUCCCACAUCACCACUAAAUAAUAAAGGCAUUUUAAGUCUUCCACAUCAAGCAUCUCCAGUAUCCCGCACCCCAAGCCUUCCUGCUGUAGACACAAGCUACAUUAAUACCUCCCUCAUCCAAGACUAUAGGCAUCCUUUCCACAUGACACCCAUGCCUUAUGACUUACAAGGAUUAGAUUUCUUUCCUUUCUUAUCAGGAGACAAUCAGCAUUACAACACCUCCUUGCUUGCCGCUGCAGCAGCAGCAGUUUCAGAUGAUCAAGACCUCCUACACUCGUCUCGGUUUUUCCCGUAUACCUCCUCACAGAUGUUUCUUGAUCAGUUAAGUGCAGGAGGCAGUACUUCUCUGCCAACCACCAAUGGAAGCAGUAGUGGCAGUAACAGCAGCCUGGUUUCUUCCAACAGCCUAAGGGAGAGCCAUAGCCACACCGUCACAAACAGGAGCAGCACGGACACGGCAUCCAUCUUUGGCAUCAUACCAGACAUUAUUUCAUUGGACUGAUUCCCAGGCCCUGCUGCUCCCAUCCCCACCCCAGAUCAAAUGAACUUGGCAGAAAGAAGAGAACUUUGUGCUCUGUUUUACCUUACUCUGUUUAGAAAAGUAUACAAGCGUGUUUUUUUUCCUUUUUUUAGGGAAAAAAUUAAAAGAAAUGUACAGAGAACAAAA